Molecule: messenger RNA, 1155 nt
Organism: Striga hermonthica
Lineage: Eukaryota; Viridiplantae; Streptophyta; Magnoliopsida; Lamiales; Orobanchaceae
Source: the annotation of a GenBank genome assembly
AUGAUGGGUGGUAUAAAUGAGCAUAUUUUACGCAACAAGAAGAGUAUAGCGAUCCACAAUGUUCCUCGGCUUGACCUUUCUGGAGGGGUUGAUAUUGAAGAGGACGAUUUGAAUGAAAUUGCUACUCGUUCGAGUAGCGGUUGGAGGAUUCCCGAAGCCAAUUUUUACAACGUUGAUGUUCAUCCUUCGUCUGAAGAGCCGUCAAUGAUAUAUCAUGAAUUAGCCAAAGGCGUUGUCAUUGAAAGUAAGGAAGAAUUGUUGGUAAAAGUGGGUUUAUACCAUUUGAAGCAUAAAGUGGAGUUCCGAACACCGAGAUCUUCAAAUUCUCGGUUAAAGGUUGUGUGCAAGCAUAAAAAAUGCCCAUUCUUGCUUUCUGCGAAUGCACUGACUGGAGAGGGCCGAGUAUUAAAGCCUGCGGAGAUUAUGGGUGACAUGGAGCGUGAUCAUGGCAUUAAGCUAAAAUAUGAUACAGCUCUGAGGUCUCAAAACGCCGCCUACGACUUCAUUUAUGGAGAUCAUAAGAAAUCCUGGGAACUUUUGCCGGCGUACUUUCAUAUGUCGAUGAAGGAAAAUCCUGGAACAUCGGCAUACAUUAAGACUGAUAAAGAUGACGUGUUUGAGUAUGCUUUCAUUUCUUUUAACGCGUCUGCAGGCUUCCUCAGUUAUUGUCGGCCUGUUAUUGUGAUUGACGGUAUGCAUUUGAAGGGUAAGUAUAAAGGCAUCUUAUUUGUAGCAACUACAAAGGACGGAAAUGAACAAAUUUUCCCUUUGGCAUUUGGUAUCGGCGAUAAGGAAUGUCAUAGUGCGUGGAUGUGGUUUCUCCAAAAGCUUCGCUCCACUUUCGGAUGUCCGGAAAAUUUAGUAAUUGUUUCUGAUCGCCACCCGAGCAUAAAGUCUGCUAUGGAGGUUGUCUACCCUGAAGCCGUACAUGCCAUAUGUUCCUACCACCUUCGACAAAAUAUUCGAAGUCACGGGUCUAAAGUUGUUGGUUUAUAUAUGAAAGCUUCGUACACUUAUUCUUUUGUUGUGUACGAGAAGUCGAUGGCCAUGCUUGCGGCAAAAUAUCCUAACACAAAAAAAGUUGUGGUUGAUGAAGCCAUUCCAACAAGGUGGGUUGCGUUGGGCAAGGAAAUUGCCUGUUUGCUCAUUAUUUGA